Tetrahymena thermophila SB210 is the source of this 2754-nucleotide messenger RNA. RefSeq names its product kinase domain protein. Gene Ontology annotation, cellular component: nucleus. NCBI's taxonomy places the organism in Eukaryota, Ciliophora, Oligohymenophorea, Hymenostomatida, Tetrahymenidae. Gene Ontology annotation, molecular function: ATP binding; cyclin-dependent protein serine/threonine kinase activity. Gene Ontology annotation, biological process: protein phosphorylation. The record is from RefSeq and is a predicted model, not a curated record. The transcript is spliced from 9 exons.
AUGUAUUUGGUUUAGAGAUAAGAGCUGCUUAACUGCAAACAAUAAUUUUAAAUACUAUACAAACAAUCAAUCCAUGAUUUUUUAAAAACAUUUGGCUAUGUUUAUGAGAAAGAAAUUUCAAGAAGUAGUUCUUCUUUAGUAGUGUAAGCUAAAUCUCUCAAGAAUAAUAAUUCUAAAGUGGCAAUUAAAAUACUAAAUUACGAAUACAAUUCUAAAAUAAAUAUUUAAAAACUGAAAAAAUAAGUAGAAUUUUUAGAUAGUCUAAAAGGAGAGAAAUAUGUGCUUUAGUUUAUUGAAAUAAUUCAAGAUUUAACUUAUGGUAUUACAGCGAUAGUCACAGAAUACUGCGAAACAAAUUUAGCUUAAAUUCUAGAGAUAAAUAAGCUAAAAAUAGAGUAAGUUUAUGCUUUGGCGUAUUAACUUUUAAAAGGCUUGCUUUUAAUGUAGGAGAAAGGGAAAUCAUUGAGAUAUAUUGAGCCUGAAAAAAUAUUUUACAGUGCAUCGAAUAACUAAUUUUUGUUAUCUUACUUAAGUUUUACCAGGUUAAUUCACUCUGAAAACAAUGAACAAUAAUAAGGAAAUUUGAACUAUUAAUCACCUGAAGUCAUUGAUAAGAAAAAACCAUACACAAUUACAGCUGAUAUCUUUUCAAUAGGUGUGAUUCUUCUUGAAGCUUUACUUCAAAGAAAACUAAAAGGUAUGGAGUAUUUAAAGCUAAAAAGUUAAAGUUUGAUGAGCGUUUUACCUGAUCUUUUAAAUGAAUAAAAUCGUUAAUUUGUAACUAAUAUUUUAAGUAAAAUGGUAGAUCCAGAUUAUUGUAAAAGAAGUCAGCCAAUUAAUAUAUUAUAGCUUCUAAAUAAAUUGAAGGUAGAUUAAAAACACCUUAAGCUUAUUAAAUUAGACAAAAAUAUAGAAAAUAGAGAUGUUUAGCUUUAAGCUACUAACUAACAGGAAAACAUCUAAAGUAUAUCUACAUAGUCAAUAUAAAGAGAAUAAAUUAAAAUGGCAACUGAAAAAGAAAAAAUAGUCUGUAUUUAAAUUGACGAAGAUGAAGAAGAUAUUAUUGAAAAUUAAAUUGGAUAGUAAAAUGUUAAAGUAGAGUUUGAUGAAAUUUAAAACUAAAAGACAAAUAUGUAAAAUUUUGAAGUCUAGUAAAUAAAACCGACUAUAGAAAUAACUAAAAGUUCUUAAAAUGUUAAUUAAAAUGAAAAUUUGAGAUAGAUUGUUAAAGAAGAAAACACAGAAAAUAUAUUAAAUGAAAAAUAGAAAAAUGAAUAAAAAGGAUAAAUUGAAAAAGUUUAAAAAUAUUUUGAAAUUGAUGAAGAGGAAAAUUUUAUUGAAACUUAAAUUGGAUAACAUAAUAUGAAAGUGGAAUACAAUGAAACUUCAAAUUAAAUAAAAAAUAUGAUAAAUGGUGAGGACCAGAAAAUAUAACCAGUAAAUGAAAUCAUAUAAAGUUCUAAAAAUAUUAAAGAAAAAGAAAAUUUAAGUUAGAUUAUUAAAGAAGAAAACACUGAAAAUAUAUCAAAUAGUAUUUAAUAAAAAGAAUAGAAAAGAAUAUAAAUUUAAAAUGAAUAAUAACAAUAAGUUAUAAUUAAUGAAGAUGAAAAUUAAAUUGGAAAGGAGAAUAUUGAAAAAGAUUUUUGUGAAAUUUAAGAUUAAAAAAUAAAUAUGAAAAAUGCUGAAGAUCAGAAAAUCAAGUCUUUAAAAGAAAUUAUUUAGAUUUCUCCUAAUAUUAAUGCAAAUGAAAACAUUUAGCUUGAAAAAUAAAAUUAAAAAGACAUUGGAUAGAAUAUUAUGAAUAAAUAGAUAAUACUAUCUCAAAAUAUUGAUCAUUCCGAUUAAAUCUAAAAAGAUAAAAGCAAUUUUGAAGAAUAUAAGUAAUCUUUAAUGGAAAUUGAAAAAGAAGAUCAAUAAGAAAUUAAUCUAGAAAAUUAAACCAAUCUUCAUUAAGAAAAGCAAAUAAUAAAUAUAUAAUUCGAUUCAACUCAAAUUAAAAAAAAUAAAAUUCAAAAAGAUAAACUUGAAUAGGAAAUUAUGUCUGAAAUUUUAUUAUGGAUAUAAAUAUAAAAUAGUAAUAUUGCAUAAAAUUAUUAAAUUAUUUUAGAGGAUAAAGAAGUUUAAAAUAGUUUGAAUAAACUUAUACAAUAUUUAAAAUAUAAUUCAUUUCAUGCUAAAAGUUAUAAUAAAAAUAGCUAAAGGGUAUUAAAAAUCGUUGACACCAUAAAAAUUCCUUAAUAAGAUCAAAACUAUGAAAUUAUCGAUAUUAAAUUCAAAAAUAAUAUGCCUUCAGAAGAUGAAAUAAUAAAAAUAGGAAAAGUCCUAUAAAAAUGCAUAAGCAUAGAAUAAAUAAGCUUGGAUUUUAAUAAUAUUGAUUAUUACUUCAAUUCUGGAAUUAGCAAGUAGAAAUGCUUUUAGUAGCUUAUUUAAAAAUUUGAUAAGUGUGAUAAUUUGUCAUCUUUAAGCCUUAAUGUAAGUUUAGAUAUAGAAGGAGAAAGAUAAUUAGGUAAAUGGUUUGGCUUGUGUAGAAAUCUUCUCUUCUUAAAUUUAAAAUUAACUUUAACCUAUUCUUAUCCACAAACUGAAAAUGUUGUCUCUAAUAUUAUUUAAGGGUUAUUUUAAUGUAUAAACUUGGUCUAUAUAGAUUUGAGUUUAAGGUAUUAAUUAUUUUUAUAAAUAAAUUAUUCUAAAAGUAAUCUAUUUUUUUAACAGUAAUUAUUAGUUUAAAUCAUAAGAAUUUUGCGAUUUUUGUGA